Molecule: messenger RNA, 1268 nt
Organism: Schistosoma rodhaini
Lineage: Eukaryota; Metazoa; Platyhelminthes; Trematoda; Strigeidida; Schistosomatidae
Source: the annotation of a GenBank genome assembly
UAUAUAUAUGACUUAUGAGCAUAAAAACACGAUGUUAUACUCGGUAAACGAGUCAAACGAAAUAUAUUUAAUUAUCCAUCUGGUCAUUGGAGAUUGAGGAUUGAACAUAAAGGUGGUAUUUCGACUUGUCACCUUACUCAGCAAUGUUUAGAAAUCAAUAUGACCACGAUGUUUCCAUAUGGAGUCCACAAGGACGAAUUCAUCAAAUCGAAUAUGCUAUGGAAGCUGUAAAGCAGGGCUCAGCUGCAGUCGCCUUGAAGAAUCAUGACUACGCCAUAAUUGUUGCCUUAAAGAGAGCACCAUCCGAGCUCUCUUCCUACCAAGAAAAGAUAAUUCAAAUAGAUGAUCAUGUAGGGGUGGCAAUUUCGGGUUUAACUGCUGAUGGCCGGCUUCUUAGUCGUUCAAUGCGUCGUGAGUGUGCGGAUAGCAAAUGGGCAUAUGAUGAGCCACUCCCAAUUUCACGUCUGCUUUCUAAAAUAGCUCUCAAGAUGCAAGUUCCUACUCAGAGAUACGGUCGACGACCUUUCGGAGUUGGUAUGCUAGUUACUGGUUGUGAUGCCUUGGGACCACAUGUUUACUACUUGUGUCCAUCCUCAAACGCAUACGAUUGCAAAUGCAUAGCCAUUGGUUCUCGCUCUCAGUCAGCUCGUACUUACUUGGAACGACAUUUAAAUGAAUUUAAAGGUUCAUCUUUGGACGAUUUAAUUUGUCAUGGAUUGAAAGCUUUAAACAGCACGUUGCCAAAUGAAGUCAGUUUGAACAUAAAGGUGAGUUUAUUUUCAUCAAAACCGAUCCUAUAAAUGUAUUUUGACAUCAAACUCAGCCGAACCUACCUCAUUUUGGGGAACUAGCUAGUGUUAUUGACUUCGACAGAGUAUGCUUUAUGCCCAAGUACCCGGUGAAUGAGUCUAUUUAUUUAUUAUAUUCAAGUUUAGAUACAUUUGAGUAAGAUAUGUAUGUGCUGUUAAAUCCAAGAAUCAGGUUACUGAAGGUUUUUAUAACGUUCACUGCAAACUUUAAUCUCUCACUAGAUGAUUUGUCAGUUGGAAGCUUAUAGAAGACUGUUGCUGAACAUUACUUUCUACUUAUUUUUAGGUCAAUGGUAGUGUGUAAAAAAUUGUUGAAGCAAUGAUUUAUGGUAAAACUUUAGUGUGUUGUAAAAGCUUUUCAUCUACAUAGAAUAUCCUCCAACAUAUUUCACCCCUGGUGGGGAGAGUCUACUCUCCCUCUCGAAAUGCUCUCACAUGGCCAGCGAAUAUAUAGCCUCU